AUGGAAGAGGGUGAUAGCACAUUAUCUCAAUCUCGUGCCUUUUAUACUCCUCUCAUUCGAGCUACCCUAGAAGAUGACUGGAAAGCUGCUGAAGCUUUUAGUCAGAAAAAUCGAAAGAUUCGAAUUAACUGCCUUGGAGCCGCCAUAACAAAAGAGGAAGGGACAGCUCUUCACUUUGCUGCAGCUGCAAAACGCACCCGUUUUGUAAAAAAACUCGUGAAAUUGAUGACAAAAAAAGAAUUAGAAUUGACAACCAACGGAAACUACACGGCCCUUUAUUUUGCUGCCCAAUCAGAAGUCGUUACAAUUGCAGAAGAGAUGGUGAAAAAGAACAAAAAUCUACCAUUGAUCCCCAAGGAUGACAUCAAAGCUUUACCACUAUACGUGGCAAUAAUGACUGGAAAUAGAGACAUGGUGUCGUAUUUAUACUCUGUGACUCCAAUUGAAGACUUGGCUUCUAUGGAUCCCAGUCAGCUCCUUAUCGCUACUAUUUCCACUUAUUUGUAUGGUAUGUAUGUCCUACGUACGCAUCAAUACUUGUGA
Messenger RNA from Juglans regia (Persian walnut), 543 nucleotides. RefSeq lists its product as uncharacterized. The record is from RefSeq and is a predicted model, not a curated record. Bases 1 to 543 code for a protein of 180 amino acids. Lineage: Eukaryota; Viridiplantae; Streptophyta; Magnoliopsida; Fagales; Juglandaceae. Gene Ontology annotation, molecular function: protein binding. The transcript has a single exon.